UAUGAGAUUCUCAGCUUUGUUCUCUGUCUUGUUUUACAGUCGCGCAGUGUGGACAAGCAGCAUGCUGUCGUCAACUACAACCCAGCCACAGACGAGCACAUGGUGAAGGACCUGGGCAGCCUGAAUGGGACUUUUGUGAAUGAUCUGAGAAUCCCAGACGAGACUUACAUUACCCUGAUGCUCUCUGAUGUCAUCCGCUUUGGAUAUGAUUCUCAUGUGUACAUCAUGGAGAGGAGUCAACACAAGGUGCCAGAGGAGGCUCUCAAACAUGAGAAGUACACCAGCCAGCUGCAGAUGAGUAUGAAGGCACUGGAGGCCAGGAAGAAGGAGAAGGAGAGGCAGCAUGUUAAGGAGAAGACCAGAGACUCAUCCUGCUUCAAACAGGAGAAAGCAGAGCAUAAAGCUGCCCUCGCAGCAGUGGCCAGCGAGGCUCCAGUGUCCAGACCCACUCCUCUGUAUGGCCAGCCGUUGUGGUGGGGGGAGGAUGAUGCUGAACACAGUGAAGAACAGCGGCCAGACGAGGACCCUGCAGAGAAUACUAAAGAGGGCUCCAGACAUGAGGUCAGCGGCUCCCUGUCAGACAGCCAGGCCAAGACAAUCUACUCACACCACAGGGAGCCAAGCUACUUUGAGAUUCCCACUAAGGAGUUCCAGCAGCAGGAGCUCCAUGAGGUUCCCACUAAGGACACUGACUCCCCUUCUCUCCCUGUCCCUGUUCUCCCUCCAGUCCCCACCUCCACACCCCCUGUGGUGCAGAGCCACGCCUCCUUCACCAUUGAGUUUGAUGAAUGCACACCAAGCAAGAUCAAGAUCAAGGACCAUGUGAACAAGUUUUCCUUCCGCCAGCAACGCAAGCUCCCGGGUAAGGAGGCGGUGACAGCGCCUACUGAGGUGAUAUCAGCGGAGUGCAAGGUGGCUGAUUGGCUGGUCCAAAGCGAUGUGAGCAUGAUGAGGAGGUCUCAGACAGAGGACAUGUUCAGCUCAAAGAGUGGCCUGCCCAUCUGCAACGAGGCUUCCACAGGCCACCACCAUGAGGAUGGGAUUCGGAGUGACUCUGAGGAUCCUGUUGUAAACGGGAAACAGGCUGUCCAAUUAAAGCCACCGAUGGGCCCUCACACAUCUCUACCACCCCAGCUGGCCCUCCCUAGACCCUUCACCAACCCUGACUCAGAGGAUCCUCAGUCUCACUCCCCUCCUCCGAGCCAGGACAAAGCAGACCCCCAGCAGGGCUUCGUCAUUGAGUUCUUUGACGACAAUCCACGCAAGAAGCGCUCACAGUCCUUCACCAACAACACAGGCCAGCUCGACAGCCCGGCCCUCAGGAACAAGCCGGCGAAAAGGUGCGGCCCCAGCACCCCCACCCAGCAGUACACCAUUCCCUUGAAGGGCCCGGGUUCUGGAGGCCCCCAGAGGGCCGGCUCCCUGAGGAGGGAGAAGAUGGAGGAUUGGAUCAGUAACGGCAUCUCCUCCUGCUCCAUCCCUCCCAGGCCGUUUAGAAGUGUGGGCCGCAGGUCCAAACUGGCCCAGGACUUCACGGCUGAGUUCCUGAGGGAGUCCAGACAGGAGUCUAGGCCGAGCAUGAACACAACCUGGGAGAAGAAUACGUCACCUGUGUCUCCUACCACCAGCCCACCACCAACAGUAGAGGCAACAGCCCCCCACUCCCACCCGCCCACACCAAGCCCCCCUCAGCCCCCUGUCCCAUACCUGACUCAGACCUCAUCCGGUGCCCACCAGUCUGUGCCCCUGAAAGCCCCUCUAAUGCCCAUGGCCCCACGCAGCCUGGAGGCCCCACGCAGCCUGGAGGCCCCACGCAGCCUGGAGGCCCCACGCAGCCUGGAGGCCCCACGCAGCCUGGAGGCCCCACGCAGCCUGGAGGCCCCACGCAGCCUGGAGGCCACAAUCCCCAAAGGCCUGGGGAACGAGGAGGAUGAUACCUUGAGUGAAGCAGGCACCUACACCAUUGAGACAGAGGUCCAGGAUAAAGAGGUGGAGGAGGCACGCAGCAAGAUAGAACAGGUACCUGGUGGCUCUAAGUGGGUGUCUCGCUGGGCCAGCCUGGCAGACAGCUACACACACUCUGGCCCUGCCUCAGGCCUCUUCGAAAUCCCCUCACAGAUGGACCUGUCAGGAGGAGUUGGGGGGAGGACCGUCCAUCAGGCGACGCUCAGUCGGAACAUCAAUAGUGUGGAAUCGGAAGGCCAGAGUUCCAGAACACAGCGUAUUCCUUCUCAGGCACCAUCGAUGGAAAAUAAUGAGACUCCAACUCCCAGCAUUCUUAUCCAUCAGGACACUUACUUUACCUAUGAUAUCAAAGAGAGGAGCUCCAGAGUCCUUGGACCACAGGAGGACCUCCACAACCUGUCUGUACAGGACAACCUUGACCAAGACAGCCUGAGUGAUGCCAGUAAGUCAGACGACGGCUCCAUCGUGGAGCAGAGGAAGAUGCCCACACCAGAGAGGACAGACAAGAGUACAUCUCAGACCAGUAAAAAGGAGAGGCCCACACUCCCAGCCAAGUCUACAUCAUUCUACAUUGGCUCUAAGGAGACUGUGUCCAAACAGGAGCGGGGAUCGAGACCCAAUACACCUAAGAUUGAGAGAAAACCACCACCACCUCCCAACACACCACAGUUCUCCACAGCCACCCUGACCAAACAACAGGGUGGACAAGACUUUCAGAAGACAGUCAAGCUCAACUCAUCCGCUCCCAAGCUUGACUACCAGGGCAGAAACAGCCCUCAGCCCAAGGAGAUCUCAGUGUCUCUGGUCAGGCAGGAGAGCUUCAUUAAGGACCAGCCAAGUGAUGCUGCCCAGGUCACCAGACUCCCACACAUCUCCAGCCAGCCUGCUCUGAGUGACCCUGACCCUGCUGAGGCGUUCCAGGGUGUUUGCAGCCAGGACACCCACUCCUACCUCAAUGGGACCGGGGACGCUCUGGCUGCCCUGGCGGCCAAGCUCCAGGCCCAGCCGCCUGAUGUUGCUCCUUGCCCCAUAGAUUACUCUCUGUCUGGGGAGUCUGACAUGGACUCAGCGAGCACUGCCAGCCUGUGCAACAACCAGACUGCCCCCAAGACCGGAUCCAAGAAGCCCUUUAUCACUUGUGGCCUUCAGAGGGAGAGGUUCUCUGCCAGCUCCUUCACCCAGGAGCCCAGUCGCCAGCAGUCAGCCCUCGAUCGCCUGUCAGAGAAGCGGCGGUCCCAGAGAGUGGACAGUAGCAGGAAGCCUGAACAAGACAGAAGGCUGGGGAUGAGAUGCUGUGUUGUAAAACAUGGCACCAUGGACCUGAGCGAUGACCCCCAGAGCUUCAGCUUACCCUACUGGCCUGAAACCAUCUCCUCAGACCAGGAGGGCUCCCGGCCCGCUGCAUGCAAGAAGUACACCGUCCCCCUGCAGAAGGAGAAUCCCACUAAGUCCUCCAAAGUGGCCCAGGCCCUAAGCCGCUCCAACAGCAUGUCUGCCCCACGGCCCACAAGAGCUUCAAUGCUUCGCCGGGCUCGCCUGGGCGAGGCAUCAGACAACGAGGUUACAGAGACGGACAGAACCUUCCAGAACUCCCAGGAAGCCAGUGGAACCUCCAAGGCCUCCCAGGACAGUAAGAAGCAGCUCUCCAGGCUGGACAUGCUGGCUCUGCCCCGGAAGAGGACUAGCUCCUUCACCACUCCCAGUGAUACAGAGUCCUCCGCACCCAGGACAGGCUUCUCCAACCGCAGCACAGAGUCCAACAGCGGCUCUGGCCUUAAGGCCUCCGUGGCCGGGCCCAGCACUAAGCCUGCGCUAGGCAGGGCCUCUGGAGCUCCAGGCAAGCUCGUCACCCGCGUCCGCUCCAGCAGUGCCAAAUACACCAGCAGCACAGCCAGCUCUAGACGACGACAGAAAGGCUCUGACUACACCUCCACCUCCGAGGAGGAAUUUGACUCUAACCAGAGCACCCUUAAACACAAACGCUCACACACCCCCUCAGCUUCCCGCUCCCAGCCUCUCAUCCCCCCACGCCCCAAACCCCGCUCACGAGACUCGGACCAGGAGAGUCACGAGGGAGACGCCUACCAGAACUGGUCCUCUCACAGUGCUGAGAUAGCAAGACUGAGUCAGGACCUGGCUAAAGAUCUGUCCGUCUUAGCCAGGGAGAUCCAUGAUGUGACUGGUGAUGCUGAUCCUCAGAGCUCUUCUGCAGUGGAGGCCAAUACACCUGUCUCUACCAUCACCGCCAGGGAGGUGUUGGUCCAUCCCAUCCCAGAGGCUGGUGUGAACUACCUUAGAGUUCCUCCUGGAUCCGCUGCAGCCAGGGACCCCGACCAAACCAUUAUGAAUGACCAGGAAUACAACUCCAAGCACAGAGGAUGGAACCAGGAAGUGGUUGUUGUGGAUGAUCUGAUGUUGAUUCCAGUGUCCCAGAUCUCUCUGGCUAUUCGAGAAAACACAGAGCAGCUAGCUGAGAAAAUAAAGGUACUAUUCCACAACAAAACUAACGUUUGGGAGGAGAUUGAAUCAAAGCUCAAUACUGAAAAUGACAUCCCUGUCCUGAAAGGCUCAAACAAGGAAAUCACAGCUAUUCUGAAAGAGCUCAGAACAGUUCAGAGACAACUUGAAGUCAUCAACACUAUCAUUGAGCCCAGUGGAAAUCUUGAGCCAGCCAAAGCCUCCACUCCUAGUGCCCCCUCCUCAGCCGGGUUGAAGCCAUCCAGGGCCCCUUCGAGAUACUGGAGAACCUCAGGUUCCCAGCGGGGUGGGGUUCCCUCUGCCAGCUCCAGGCCCAGUGAGAGUGUCAGGAGAUCAGUUGUGGCCUCUGAGGCAGAGAGCUACGUGGUCUGAGGUUUUGGAACACAGUGCCUCCCCUUCACUGCUGCACCACAAUUCCAGGUGUUGAGAGAGUGGAUUAGAGAGGGGGAAAUAGGCACUGCUAGGAGAACUGUGGCCCCACCGCACAAAGACACUACUGUACUGUGUGUGCACUACUAGACAACUGCAAUGCACAUUGAACUGCCAUGGUGUGAGAAAGGGGUUGUACGAGACACAUAAAGCCAUACAGUGGUUAGUUCAGUCGAGGGAAAAUCCCUUUAAAGGCCCAAUGCAGCUCUUUUUAUAUCAAUAUAAAACAAAUUCUGGAUAACAUAUAAGAACCUUACUGUAAUAGAUUUAUAUUCAAAUUGACAAAAAUAACUUUUUACACAAACUAUUUCUCAAGCAAUAAUUUUGC
Molecule: messenger RNA, 5200 nt
Organism: Salvelinus sp. IW2-2015
Lineage: Eukaryota; Metazoa; Chordata; Actinopteri; Salmoniformes; Salmonidae
Source: RefSeq, a predicted model, not a curated record